Stylonychia lemnae is the source of this 1605-nucleotide messenger RNA. Lineage: Eukaryota; Ciliophora; Spirotrichea; Sporadotrichida; Oxytrichidae. The record is from the annotation of a GenBank genome assembly.
AUGAACCUGGAUUUCAGUGAAACUAUUAAACUCCUUGAGUUCUAAAUUUUUAAGAAUUAAAAUGCAAAUUUCAGCAAUGCUUAAUUCCCGAUUCAUAAUAAUGAAUUAGAAAGUAAUAAUUAGGAAAAUUCUGAAAAUAUAGCUAACUCUGCUCGUCACAAAUUAUAAUCUAAUAGACUAUCGGGGAAAAAAUGUUAAAAGAAAUAAAUCAGAAUUUCCAAGAUUAGAAAUGAAAGUCUUAAAAACUAACAAUAAGAGUUAUCUCUUUUGAUAAAAGAUUUAAAGAGAAUUCAAGAACUAGACAAUAAAAAGUCUAUUUUUUUCUAACCUUAAGAGUAUUUAAAACCAAAUUUCAACUUUUAUGAGCUUAACUGUUUCCCCUAUAGACUUAAAAAAAUGAAAAAUGGUUUUAAUUCAGAAUUAUAAAAUGAUGAUCAGGAUAAUUCUAGAAAUUAAUAAUAGAUUUAGAGAAAUUUCCCUGGCAAUAGAAUUCUUAAAAUUAGUAAUAAUACCGGAGACCUUUUAGUUCCCAUUUAAUAACAUUCAAGGCUAGCUAUGAUAAGUUCAUAAGCAUCUCUUAAAUAAAUAAAGACAGUUUAAUUGUAGUCAGAUACUAAAUAAACGACAAUUUUAAACAAUGCUCAUGAUAACUUUAAAAUACUUGGAUUAGAAAAUUCUAGAGGCUUUGUUUAUAAUCAAGAUUUCUCUCAUAUUUAUGGUGUACUUCAAUUGAGCUCUUAGAUAGUUUCUCAUAUUUAAAUUGAUCCCUAUCUUAUUCUUGGAUUGAAUGAUAGCAGCCUUAACAUCUUGUGCAAGGUAAACUAUGAAAGUAAAAUGAUUGUGCAUUUAGCAAAGAAUGCUUUCAGAUUCAUUGAAUUCAUUUAAUAUUUUGAGGGCUUAAAUCACUCAUAUCUUAUGAUAUUUGAGGGGGAAGGCUAUAUUCAAAUAUUAGAUAUGCAUACUCUAGAGAUUGUGUAUACAUUUCAGCAUUCAAAUAAAUUUUCCAUUCAUUCUGCUGAGAUGCUUCAUGAUUCUUAGCAUAUUCUUUUAGCACAGGCUUAAUUGGAUAAUACUUCCAAAUUCCUUGGAGGUAUCUCCACCGUAAUCUUAACUUGUGAGGAGGUGUCCUAAUCCUUCACAUUAACUGAAUGUGAAAACCCUUGUUCUUUGCUAGACUAAAUAAAGGGACCAGUCCUAAACAUAGUUUAGAUAACAUAAAAUAUCAUAAUUACAACAGAAAUAAACAAUAACUUCAUUGUCUAUGAUAUAAAUCAUAAUACAAAGAGUAGAAUUUUUAAUCCGUCUUAAAGUAUAAACUAUUGCUUCCUAUAAAGGAUUUAAGGUUUCUCUAAUGAGAGGCCUUAUCUUAUUUAUCAAGACUCUAGGUCUAUUGGAUUGAUAGACUGUAAUUUACUCCAAGCUGUGAAAUUGGUUAACAUAUCAUACCAGCGAUGUGGGAACUAUUACUCGAUGUUUCAUUAUGAAACUACUAAUGAGUUAUCUUAAAAUGGAGCAGUUUCAAACAUAAUUAAUGUUCUUGCUUUAUAGUACAAUAGAUAAUAAAAUGAAAGAGGCAUUUCUUGUUUUCAAUUUUCAUUAUAAUGA